Messenger RNA from Cercopithifilaria johnstoni, 1023 nucleotides. Lineage: Eukaryota; Metazoa; Nematoda; Chromadorea; Rhabditida; Onchocercidae. The record is from the annotation of a GenBank genome assembly.
GAUUUAAUACCGCAUCGUUUGGAUGAUCGAGAGCGCCGACAAAUUGGUUAUUAUCAGUGGGUUCCAUUUGCAUUAGCUAUUGCAGCUAUCAUGUUUCAUAUGCCAUCAACUGUCUGGCGAAUACUUAGUACACAGUCAGGAUUGAACAUGUCAUUGGUAAUACAAUUGGCAAGCCAGGACCAAAAUGUCGAUCCAUUAAUACGAGAUCAUUCUGUUGAAGUACUUACUAGGCAUAUUGAUGAUGCGCUAAAAUAUCAACGUGAUUAUGGUAGUCGAAAUAAAAGUGUAUAUCUAUUUGCGGUGCUAAAGUUAGGUAAAAUCUACGGAGCUUAUGUAUCCGUUGUUUAUCUAUUCGUGAAGAGCUUACACCUAUGUAACGUUAUUCUACAAUUUAUUAUGCUUAAUAACUUUUUGGAAACAUCCAAUUAUCCAUUCUUUGGUGGUCAUGUUCUCUAUGACCUCAUCAUGGGUCGAGAAUGGCGUGAUUCGGGACGUUUCCCACGAGUAACACUAUGUGACUUCGAAAUAAGAGUUUUGGGUAAUAUACAUCGACAUACAGUGCAAUGCGUUCUCGUUGUCAACAUGUUAACAGAAAAGAUAUUCCUCUUUUUGUGGCUUUGGCUUUUAUUACUCUCAUUUGGCACUGCCAUAAAUAUGGUUGUCUGGACAUUGUCACUAUCGCUUGCGAAAUGGCGACACGCAUUUGUCACCAAAUUUCUCGAAUGUGAAUCCAAUCAGACUCAUCGUUUUGUACAUCAUUUCCUUCGUCCCGAUGGUGUACUCAUUCUGCACAUGAUUGCUUCACAUGGCGGGAACAUUGUGUGCGCUCGUCUUACGGAAUCUUUAUGGAUGAAAUUUUUACAACGUAAUGGUAAACUAACCGUAUUUGAUGUCGAAAAAGCCGUAUGUUCGGAAGAACGAAGUGACAAGAAUGGUAGUAAGCACGUGGAUGAGGGAAGUUGGCGUGAGCCUAAUAUGCCACCUCCAAUGCCGUUAUUACCAACUUCUACUCAGUUCGUUUAA